This is a messenger RNA of Salvia hispanica, 2246 nucleotides long. NCBI's taxonomy places the organism in Eukaryota, Viridiplantae, Streptophyta, Magnoliopsida, Lamiales, Lamiaceae. The record is from RefSeq and is a predicted model, not a curated record.
AUGGAUCUAGAGGAUGCUCUGUUCCCAGUCGAUGAGGUGCCCCAGCCCGCACACGAGGAUCUACCAGGAGCAGUAGCAGAUGAUCCCAUCUUGGUCGAGGACAGUGAUGAUGACUUUGAGGGGAGCUCGGGAGUGAGCUCCAAGGGAUCAGACGGAUGCCUCCAAGGAGAGCUGAUGGGCCACGAGGCCGAGGACGUGGGAGAGGCCGAGGUCGAGGCCGAAGGGAACUCCCUAUCUUGGAGGAGGAAGUACAAGGAGAUUGGCUUCCAAUCUGGAAGUUGGGCAAGCUCAUCUGGAUCAGGGAGUGGCCAGUACGAGUGGCGAGUCAAGGAAUCUACAUCUACCAUCACCACUAGAUCAGGAUUGAGAAUGGAGGAUCCAUUCCCGUUCGAGUCAGAGAGUGAAAAGGAGUGGAAUUCGUCAACCGAGGAGAACCCAGGAUUGUCAGCAGAACCAGAGCAUUCCGAGACCGAGGAGGAGGAAGACCCGAAUAUGGCCCAUCUAGUAGAUCCCGAUCCGGAGAUAGGGUCGCUCACCACUCAUCUUGACGGUGAACCCGCUCACGCUAUAGUCUCGAACCCACGCCGGAGGUCAAUCGACAUCAAAACAAAUGUGCUCGGAGUUCUGCCCACGUUCUCUGGACGGAGGAACGAAUGCCCUUAUGUGUUUUUAAAUGAAUUCAGCAAAUUGUGUAGCAUUCAGAAGCGACCUAAUGAGGCGACGGAGGAGGACUACCGUCUGCGUGCAAUACCGUUUGCCCUCAAAGGGGAGAUCAAUAUCGACGUGUACCCGGGGAGGGAGAAGGAGUUGAGAGAGAGGACCGGCGGAGACUCUGUGCCGCAGUUGUUCUUCAACGAGAAGUUGAUCGGAGGACUGGCGGCGCUGAACUCGCUUCGGAACGGCGGGAUGCUGGAGGCUAAAUUGGAGGAGAUUCUGGCGACGAAGUGCCCCGAUGACGCGCCGGCGCCGCCGGUGUACGGAUUCGAUGAGGAAGGCGAGGUGGCGGCGAUGGAUGAGAUGGCGGAGAUUGUGAAGGUAGUGCGGCAGAGAGUGCCGAUCCAGGAUCGCAUAACGAAGAUGAAAUUCGUGAAGAAUUGCUUCUCCGGCGCGGAGCUCGUGGAAGAGCUCAUCCACCAAUUGGAUUGCGGCCGGAAAAAGGCCGUUGAGAUAGGAAAGCAGCUUGCAAGAAGGCAUUUUAUUCAUCAUGUCUUCGGUGAUAAUGAAUUCGAGGAUGGGAAUCACUUCUAUCGAUUCCUAGAGCACGAGCCCUUCAUACCAAAAUGUUACAACUUCAGAGGAGUGGUGAAUGAUUCUGAGCCCAAGGACGUGGCUGCAUUGAGCCGAAGGCUCACCUGUAUAAUGUCGGCCAUACUCGAGUCCUACGCCUCAGAUGACCGACUCCAUCUUGAUUACCUUGGAAUCAGCAACAGCGAAGAGUUCCGGAGAUAUAUAAAUGUGGUGGAGGAGCUUCAGAGAGUAGACCUCCUCACUCUUUCCCAUGAUGAGAAGCUGGCAUUCUUUUUGAAUCUGCACAAUAGUAUGGCCAUCCACGCUGUUAUCAGAAUCGGUCACCCUGGAGGAAUGAUUGAUAGGAGACCCUUCUUUUCUGAUUUCAUGUAUGUAAUCGGGGGCCACCCGUAUUCUUUGAAUUCUAUUAGAAAUGGCAUUCUCAGAGGCAACCGUAGACCACCAUUCUCGUUAAUAAAGCCCUUCAGCAAAGGCGACAAACGCCUUGAGUUGAGUUUUGACAAAGUGAAUCAAUUGAUCCAUUUUGGGAUGUGGAAUGCAACAAGAGGAAGCCCAUCAAUCAGAUUCUUCAAAUGCCAGGGUAUCGAAUCUGAACUGAAGAACGCUGCAAGGGAGUAUUUCCAGAGGGAGGACGGCAUGCAGGUGGACCUGGCCAAGAGGACGGUCUACCUCCCACGUAUUUUCAAGUGGUACAGUGCUGAUUUUGGUCAAGAAAAAGAUAUCCCGAAUUGGAUCAUCAACUACUUGGAUGCAAGUAAGACAGGCCUUUUGACGCACCUCAUUAGUGAUGGGGGCUCUGUCAACAUAGCUUACCAGGAUUAUGACUGGUCUAUUAACCUCUGAUCAAGCCAUGAUGUGCAGCCACAAGCAUUUCUUCUACUACAGUAUCAAUUGAUGAGAUAUAUAUCUAUAUACAUAUAUAUUAUGCGUGAUUGACUCCAUCGCAUGAUGGAUGUGGGAGUGGUGUACAUAGUUUAGAGUUUUGGUGUGUUGGGUUU